This is a messenger RNA of Microtus oregoni (creeping vole), 291 nucleotides long. Its product is annotated as elongin-B-like. Gene Ontology annotation, cellular component: elongin complex; VCB complex. The transcript has a single exon. The record is from RefSeq and is a predicted model, not a curated record. Gene Ontology annotation, biological process: transcription elongation by RNA polymerase II. Gene Ontology annotation, molecular function: protein binding. NCBI's taxonomy places the organism in Eukaryota, Metazoa, Chordata, Mammalia, Rodentia, Cricetidae. The coding region runs from base 1 to 291 and encodes 96 amino acids.
AUGAUCUGGUGUCACAAGACCAUCAUCUUCGUGGAUGCCAAGGAGUCGAGUAUCGCUUUCGAACUGAAGUGCAUCGUUGAGGGCAUCCUCAAGCAGCCGCCGGAUGAACAGGGGUUGUACAAGGAUGACCAACUCCUUGAUGACGCAAAAACUCUGGGCGAGUGUGGCUUCACUAGCCAGAGAGCACGGCCACAGGCCCCAACCACAGUGGGCCUGGCCUUUCGAGUAGAUGAUGCCUUUGAAGCACUGUGCAUUGAGCCCUUCUCCAGCACUCCAGAGAUUCAGAUGUGA